AAACCCAAACCACUUCCGAUCUCGCCACGUAAACAAUAUCCUUUUCCUCCAUGACUUGGCGAAAUCUUGAAAGCAUGGUGCUCCUUGCGCACCCCGCGUACCGAAGACGCAGCCCUCGUCCAAUUACCCGCAGCGCGAACCGGUCUUUCCUUCCCCUCCUUCGUUCUUCUUUGGUUUGCCCUCUCUCCCACGCAAAAGAUAACUUUCGAAACCGCCAUUUGUCUUAAUUUUCUUUGUUCUUUCGUUUUACUUCGAUUAAAACAAAAUACCAGAGGAAGGACAGCUCGCUAUGUCGAUUCGCCAUCUGCAAAAUUCGAGAAUUUUCUUCCGUUUUCUCGCCUGGUGGAUCUUAUUCAGCUUUUUUCCAGGAUUAAUUUCCUCGGCAGUAGUUACAUUGGAUUCAAUUGAAAUAUUCAAAACGCACGAGUUGAUAGGAAAACCGACGGUUUAUUUCUUAUGCAAAGGAGAGAACAGGACGGAGUUGCCAGAUGUCACCAAAACAGGCGUCGUCUAUUCCUUCAAGGGUGAAGAAUCUUGGCAGCCUCUGACUGAACUUGUAAGCAAGAAAUGCAAGCGAUGUGGAUUCUAUGAGAAGGACACCAUUAAAGCAGAUGAUAUAUUUGCAGAGUGGGAGUUCUGUUCUUCUGACUUUAAAGCUCCAAAAUAUACAUUGUUUAAAGAGGAGGAAUUUAAUGCUACUUUCCACUGUCCAGAUUGCACAUCUCUUCCAGCUGCUUCUAACACAGCUCCUGAAAAGCAUGACGAUGGGAAUGGAAUGCACGUUGCUGUAGUGAUACUGAUCAGUGUGCUGAUUUCAACUGUAACGAUAGUUGCACUGGUGAUGGCAUAUAAAUACUGGCAAAAGAAGAAGAGGCAACAAGAUCAGGCUCGGUUCUUAAAGCUGUUUGAAGAAGGGGAUGACAUUGAGGAUGAACUAGGCCUUGGUACUGUAAUAUGAUAAAAAUAACCUGGUUACCUCCUGUACAGUAAGUUGACCUCACAUAAAUUUUGCUUCUUGUGGGAGGGAAAAAAGGAUAGUGUCACGUCUUUGUGCAAAUUAUAACAUACAUUUCAACAGCUGUGUAUUCUAAGGUGGCUACAUAUAUGUAUAUAGUAGAGCUUUGUGGCCCUGUUGGCACAUCUAGUAGUUAACAGGUAUCUUGGUCCUAAGACUAAUAAUGAAGAGAAAUACUUUUUGCUUAUAUUAGCACAGAAAUGGAAUUAUCAGGA
This is a messenger RNA of Theobroma cacao (cacao), 1230 nucleotides long. Its product is annotated as valine-tRNA ligase. The record is from RefSeq and is a predicted model, not a curated record. Lineage: Eukaryota; Viridiplantae; Streptophyta; Magnoliopsida; Malvales; Malvaceae.